Messenger RNA from Triticum aestivum (bread wheat), 2818 nucleotides. RefSeq names its product cysteine-rich receptor-like protein kinase 6. The transcript is spliced from 18 exons. Gene Ontology annotation, biological process: protein phosphorylation. The record is from RefSeq and is a predicted model, not a curated record. Gene Ontology annotation, molecular function: ATP binding; protein kinase activity. NCBI's taxonomy places the organism in Eukaryota, Viridiplantae, Streptophyta, Magnoliopsida, Poales, Poaceae. The coding region runs from base 363 to 2381 and encodes 672 amino acids.
UAUUUCUAUGCUACGAGAGGCAUCGAUCCAUGUGGAGCUAUUCCCCAUUUUUCUUUCUACUGUGUUCAUCCGUGGAUCCCUUCGUGGAUCUGACUACGACUUCCAGAGCGCGCCGCCGCGGCUCUGUCCCGCCGCCGCCGCCGCCACCACCUCCACUGCCACCGCCGCCUCCGCCGGUCGGAAGCAGGCCCCGACGCCUCCCGGACCUUAAUCCUCAGCCGGCAGCAGUAGGGACCACCGCCUCCACCGAGCUCCAUAGCGCGCUCUCACUCGCCCGCCUCUGGAUUUAAGGGGAAAAGAGAGCCACCAAGAUUCUCCUUAAUUCCACUGCCGUUGACUAGCAGCAUCCCUCUCACCCCAGCAUGGACAGUGAGAAUUCGGAGCCACUGGUUAUGCCGCUCAAUUUAUUACGAGAAAUUACAGAUGGUUUCUCCGAGGAGCGGAAGCUUGGUAGCGGUUCGUAUGGAAAAGUUUACUUGGGGAUGCAUCCAAAUGGGGAAAAUAUUGCUGUGAAGAUGCUCUAUGAUAUGCCGGGACUUGACGAUGAGCAAUUUCAGAAUGAGUUUAAAAAUCUUACAAGGCUCCGACACCAAAAUAUUGUGCGGUUAGUUGGCUAUUGCCAUGAUAUUCAGGAAGUACAAGUACAGCAUGAAGGAAAAUUAGUUCUUGCUGAAAAGACGCAUAGGGCGCUUUGCUUGGAGUAUAUGUCUAAUGGAAGCCUUGAAAAGUAUAUUUCUGAUGAAUGUGAUAGAUAUAAUUGGCUGGAAGGCUAUCGAAUGAUCAAGGGGAUUUGCCAGGGUUUAAAUUACCUCCACAAUGAAUUAAACCCUCCUAUUUAUCAUUUGGAUUUAAAGCCAGCCAAUGUUUUGCUAGACAAGAAUAUGGUUCCCAGAAUUGCAGAUUUUGGGAUGUCAAGGCUCUUUGGAGAUGAACAGACACGAGCUACACAAAGUUUAUUAGGAACAAUUGGGUACUUACCGCCAGAAUACAUAAAAAAAAAUUUAGUCUCAAGUAAGUUCGACAUAUUCAGCUUGGGUGUUGUAAUUAUAAAGAUAAUGGCAGGACGCACUGGCUACUUCAAUAGCGCUGAUAUGUCUUCACAGGAAUUCACUAAGCUUGUGCAGGAAAACUGGACUAAUAGACUACUUGAAACAUCAAAUCGGAGGAAUGCAUAUUCUGAGCAAGUAAAGAUAUGCAUUGAAAUUGGUUUAAGUUGCGUGCAGGAAGAUCGACACAAAAGGCCAACUAUACAGGAUAUCGUCGAUAGACUGAAUGAGACAGAAACUAAAUGUACUUCCGCGGCAAGAAAGGACUGGCUGUUGAUUUUUCAGGAGGCGAAUAGGAACACUUUUCCUCAGUAUGCUCAAGAUCGGAAUGAUCGACACGCUCAGCAAACAUACCAUGGAUCCACCUUUAAUCAGUAUGCUCAGGACAUAUCAGCUACUACUCACUCUAAUUGUGUUGAAGAAAAUGCUGGUCCUGGAGAAGUAAGAUUGGGUGAUGACUCGCAGUUCUUUAGUAAGCUAAGGCACUUAGCUGAUGGCGAUCCAUUACCUGGUAUUGAGAGAUUUCAAAUUACUGGGCAUCCUAGACUAGGCUUUACUUUAACAGCAUGUGGUUUCCCUACAAAUGGUACUACACGUGGUUAUUUCCAGUGGGUUCGCUAUCUUGAAGAUGGCACCAGGCGACCUAUUGAAGGUGCUACGAGGCAUGACUAUGUGGUUACUGCAGAUGAUGUUGGCACGCUUCUAGCUGUAGACUACACUCCUGUGGAUGACAAUUACCUUCAGGGUGAUUUGGUGAUGCAGUUUGCUAACACUGAGAGCAAGAUAACCUGUGAUCCAGGUAUGCAGAAUGACAUCAAUAUAUUUAUUUCGAGGGGGAGAGCGAACUUUGUUGUUUUUGUCCUGCUUGGGUGUUAUCCUGAUGAAUGGAAAAAGGCCACGUUAGUGCUUACACGAACUGGAUAUCAAAUUAACUUCAGCCAUAAGGAUGAAGCCGUAAUUGAUGAAAAUUAUUCACGAAGUCUACAGACAGAAAUUCCCAUUGGACAAACUACCCAGUUUGUUUUAGUAACUUCCCACUGGGGUUCAAAUGUACAAUUUAGUACACAAGGAAUAACUGGGCCCAAUAAUGAGGAUAACGAUGUUAGGCUGCGCGACAUAAUUGUAUUGGUCAUGAGAACUUUCCAGAAUAUGCUUCUCAAUCCCGAUGGAGAAAACCCAGGCCCACUGAUCGUGGGAGGAGACCAGCCAAUGCAUGAAGCGCCGGUUACCAGGGACUUCUUUAUCACCAAGGCCUACCCUAUUUUGCCACCCAGACGCGACUGCAUAGUGUUACAAUAUUGGUACCAUGGAGUAGAACAUUCUAAACCACCAUAACACUAGGUUUGGGGUGAAAACUCUAGGUCCAAUUUUCAUUGGUUGAACCUGGCAAUAACAUCAUUCACACGACAGUUUCUUUGUUAAAGGCAUUGCGCGAAGUUUACUCGGAUUCUUCUCCGUGGUGAAAAUCCAUGAUCUGGACACAGUGGUUGGGUCCAGUGCGUUGUUCCUUUCCCAAAGGCGUCAUUGAGUAACUAUCCUGUUACAUGGGGUUGGCAUCGUUGAUGGUUGCUGCUGUUGUUUGCUAUAGCUGUUUUGUUGAUCGCUUUUUUUUCUUGUAAUAAUUUGAGUAUUUGACUAUGUGCAACUUCGAUAUCUUGAGUAGCUCUUGAGUCGUGUUUUUCUUGGGGACUUUUUUUCUGAGUCGUAUUGAUGCAUAGGCCGGAUGUAAUUGAUAUCUUCUUGAUAUUAAUAUAUUAAGUAUUUAUUAAUAA